Messenger RNA from Triplophysa rosa, 1961 nucleotides. RefSeq names its product E3 ubiquitin-protein ligase TRIM39-like. The record is from RefSeq and is a predicted model, not a curated record. Gene Ontology annotation, molecular function: protein binding. Lineage: Eukaryota; Metazoa; Chordata; Actinopteri; Cypriniformes; Nemacheilidae. The transcript is spliced from 5 exons.
GCGUGUUUGGUACAGAUGUGAUGCUAAUGUGAUUGGGUUUGUGACUGUUUGUUAAAGGGUUAUUCCAGAAGACGUUUAAUCGCCAAAACUAAGACUGGCCAGAAGAAAAAGUAUGGAGACACCUUUAUUUCUGUCGUCGUCCAGUGUUUGUCUGACGGAGGAGCUUCAGUGUUCUGUGUGUCUGGAUGUGUUCAGUGAUCCAGUCAGCACUCCAUGUGGACACAACUUCUGCAGGAGCUGUCUGAAACAGUGCUGGGACAUCAGUCCCAUCUGCUCGUGUCCCAUGUGUAAAGAAACCUUCAGUAAAAGACCAGACCUCAAGAUCAACACCACACUUAAACAGCUUGUGCUGCACUUUAAGGAAAAGUUCAGUCUGAGAAGAUCUGAAGUUCUCUGUGACAUCUGUGAUGAAAGAAAGCUGAAAGCCCUGAAGUCCUGUCUGGUGUUCCUCAUGCUGAGGGAUUUCUCUUCUCUCCUGCUGUAGAUUGACUCAUCCCUGUACAGACCUCCACACACCAAGAACUGGUCUGAGAUCAGUAUGAAGACUGAUGUGAGUGUGGAGACUCUGAGGAGAGCUCUGACUCAACUGCAGGAGACUCUACAUGACAAACUCACUCAAACUGUGUUGAGGAAGAUGCAGCAGUAUGCAGUGGAUGUGACUCUGGAUCCUGAUACAGCUCAUCCAGAACUCAUCCUGUCUGAAGAUGGAAAACAAGUGAGAGAUGGAGACAUUACACAUGAACUCCCAGAUAAUCCAGAGAGAUUUGAUAUGUGUGUCUGUGUUCUGGGAAAAGAGGGAUUCUCCUCAGGGAGAUUUUAUUUUGAGGUUCAGGUGAAGGAGAAAACUAAAUGGGAUUUAGGAGUGGCCAGAGAAUCUAUUAACAGGAAGGGAGAGAUCACAGCGAGUCCUCAGGAUGGAUUCUGGACUGUGUCUCUGAGGGAUGAGAAUGAUUAUUGUGCCUCUGGUUGUCCCCGUGUCUCUCUGUGUCUGAGAGUGAGUCCACAGAAGGUGGGGGUGUUUGUGGAUUAUGAGGAGGGUCUGGUCUGUUUUUAUGAUGUGGACAACAGAUCUCAUAUCUACUCUUUCACUGGUCAAACUUUCACUGAGAAACUCUUUCUUUUACUCAGUCCAGGUCCUCAUCAUGGAGGUAAAAAUUCAGGCCCACUGAUCAUCUCACCCGUUCAUUACAACAAAUAAAUGAACACACAGGAUAUAAAAUACUUGGAACUAAAUCCUGGUAGAGUUAGCAUAGCGCAGACAAAAUGUCUCGCACAUGCACUCAAAAAAAUCUAGAAAUUUCAUGACACCAUUCAUUCUACACAUCAGCCUCUUCCCACAUUUCUUGUCCAAUCAAAUGCUAUUUAGAAUCCGAAGCAUAUCACCCCUCUCACUAUGACCCUGAAGCAGCGCUUUAAAUCUGCCACUUCACACAUUAUGUUCUACAUGGUGAAUGAUGCACAGUGCACUAGAUAGUAGAUUGGGAUUGACUAAGAUAGUGUAAACAUGUUGUCAAUUGGGACGAUUGUAGACUCUUUACUAAGGGGAGUAACUAAGUUAUAGCACUUGGUAUUACAAAUUAUUUUAAGUUAAAUCAACUUGUACUUUAAUAUUAACAUUUUGAAGUCUCGACUAAAAAUUCGCAGUAUGGUGAUAUUUUCAUUGUAUUUCUUAUUGUGAAAUGACUGGAAGUACAAGUAUAUUAACCUGUCAUUUCACACAAACCUAAGAACUGUUGUUUCUUUCCACAUUCUGCUUUACUGAUGUGUAUGUAUUUCAGUGAAAUCCCAAUCUGUGUAUUGUCUUAAACUGUUGGAAGAUCUUAUUGGAAACACAAACCAAUCCAUCUUUAAACAUAAGCAUCUCUGUCAUCAAGUAUAGUAACUGUAUACUGUGAAACUGUUAUGAUGUUCGUAUAAUCCUAUAAAAUAUUCAGACAAUAUCUGUGGUGUACAUUGUGUAU